Molecule: messenger RNA, 1110 nt
Organism: Microthlaspi erraticum
Lineage: Eukaryota; Viridiplantae; Streptophyta; Magnoliopsida; Brassicales; Brassicaceae
Source: the annotation of a GenBank genome assembly
AUGGAGCUCUUCGCAAAAGCUCCCGAAGCUUACAUUCUUGAAUUCGUCAAGAAAAUGGCUCCCUUGGUUAGAGACGCUCUCUCCACACUCUUGUCUUCUCGUAACGGGUCAGAUCCGGUUCGCGUCGCCGGUUUAGUUCUCGAUUUCCUCUGCGUCCCUUUGAUCGAUGUGGGAAACGAGUUUAACCUCCCUUCUCACGUCUUCCUCACGUUUAGCGCCAGAUUCUUGGGUUUGAUGAAAUAUCUCCCGGAGAGACACCGUAGAGUCAAAUCGGAGCUCCACUGGAGCUCCGGCGAGGAGGAAAACACGAUUCCUGGUUUCGCCAGCUCCGUUCCCACUAGAGUUUUGCCACCGGGUCUGUUCAACGGCGAACGUUACGAGGGUUGGGUCGAAUUGGCUGACAAAUAUCCUCAGGCGAAGGGUAUUUUGUGGGUCCGAUUCUCUGCUCCAACAAUCCUCCGAGGGAUCAUGAGAUGGCUCGACGAGCAAGCCGAGUCAUCUGUAGUGUUCCUUUGCUUCGGGAGCAUGAAGAAUCUUAGUGUUUCUCAAAUUAAAGAGAUUGCUCAAGCACUAGAGAUCGUCGGCUGUAGAUUCCUUUGGUCGAUUCGAACAGACCCGAAGGAUGACUCGUAUGAGAUUUUACCGGACGGGUUCAUGAACCGGGUCGUGGGUCAAGGCCUCGUUUGUGGUUGGGCUCCACAAGUUGAAAUUCUGGCCCAUAAAGCAAUCAAAGGGUUCGUGUCUCACUGCGGUUGGAACUCGAUAUUGGAGAGUUUGCGUUUCGGCGUUCCAAUCGUAACAUGGCCACUGUCCGCAGAACAGCAACUAAACGCGUUCACGAUGGUGACGGAACUCGGUUUGGCUUUGGAGAUGCGUUUGGAUUACGUGUUGGCACAUGGAGAAAUCGUGAAAGCUGAUGAAAUCGCUAAAGCCGUCCUAUCUUUGAUGGACGGUGAGGAUGUGCCGAGGAGGAAACUGAAGGAGAUAGCAGAAGCAGCAAAGGAGGCUGCGAUGGACGACGGAUCUUCGUUUGUUGCGGUUAAAAGAUUCAUCGAGAAAUUAUUGUCGGUUAUGGAUUAUUCUAACUCUAGAGAAAAUGUUGUCCACUGA